Messenger RNA from Fulmarus glacialis (Northern fulmar), 2223 nucleotides. RefSeq names its product centrosomal protein of 131 kDa-like. Lineage: Eukaryota; Metazoa; Chordata; Aves; Procellariiformes; Procellariidae. Gene Ontology annotation, cellular component: centriolar satellite. The record is from RefSeq and is a predicted model, not a curated record. Gene Ontology annotation, biological process: regulation of centrosome duplication; intraciliary transport involved in cilium assembly; cilium assembly.
GAAAGGCAGCAGCGGAUGGAGGAAGGGAAUAUUCUGGAUUUGCAGGAGAGGAAGGAUGAGGAACGCCGGAAGAUCCGAGAGGAGAAGGCGCGCCUGGCCCGACGUGCUGCCAUCCAGGAACUGCACCAGAAAAGGGCGCAAAAGGCUUCGGACACAAAGCGCUUGGCAGAAGAAGAACUUGCGCUGGUGAAGGAGAGCAGAAGGGUAGCAAAGAAGAAGCCUGCCAAACCUGCUUCUGCAAGGAACAUCAGUCCAGCCAGCAGCGUCACCAAAGCCAAUAAUGCUGGUGAGUCCCUUCUGCGGGUCUCCGAUGCUUUUGGAGCAGUGUGUGACCUGAGGGGGAAGGGGGACGAUGGAGGAGUGGUUCUCACUCUGGGGAGCUGCUUCCAAGGGGCUCUGUUGCAAGUGCCUGAGAACAGUCUGGUUCCUGCAGAGGCCAAUUUCCGCUCAGUAGCUGCAGAGCCAGAAGAAAGCGGCCUCGCAGACCUUGGCUCCGUGCCCUUGCGGGACCCUGGGGCAGAGGACAAGCUGCAGGAUGUGAGCUCCAGAGAGACGGGUGGCGAGGAUCUGGAGACAGUGGUGACUGCUGUCAGCAGGGCUCCGUCCAAGGUCACUCUCAAUGAGCUGCUGGACACGCUCAGGCUGUUGGAGGAAGAGCCAGAGCUGCUACCCCCGCCAAAGCUCUUCAAGAAGGACAGAUAUGCCUGGAUAGACGGGGAGCCCAGCUCCAAUUCCCUGACUGCUGAUAACUUGGAGAAGUUUGGGAAGCUGAACCACUCCCCGGGGGUCCCUGAGGAUGGGGCCCUGCUCUCGGAGGCCAAGCUCCAAAGCAUCAUCAGUUUCCUGGAUGAGAUGGAGAAGUCGGAACAGGAGAGGCCCAGGUCGGCCGCUUCAGCCACACAGCGGGAGGGUCUCCUCUCGGAAGAGGAGCUGGCUCACUUGGAGCAGGCGUCGGCUGUUGCCACGGAGGUCACGAGCUCCAUCAUGAGGCUGAAGCUGGAAGUGGAGGAGAAGAAGCGAGCCAUCAGCCUGCUGCAGACAGCCCUGGCUCAGCAGAGGGAACUGACUGUCCGGCAUGUCAAACAGACUGAGAAGGAGCUCGGCCACCAGCUCAGGCUGCAGAGGGAACAGUAUGAGGCAGCUAUCCAGAGGCACCUGGCCUUCAUCGACCAGCUCAUUGAUGACAAGAAGGUGCUGAGUGAGAAGUGUGAGGCUGUGGUAGCUGAGCUGAAACAAGUGGACCAGAAGUAUGGCAAGAAAAUCACCCAGAUGCAGGAGCAGCACGAGCUGGAGAUUAAGAAACUGAAGGAACUGAUGAGCGCAACUGAGAAAAUCAGGCGGGAGAAGUGGAUUGAUGAGAAAACCAAAAAGAUCAAAGAAAUCACUGUGAAAGGGCUGGAGCCGGAGAUCCAGAAGCUCAUCUCCAAGCACAGGCAGGACAUCAGGCGCUACGGCCGGCAGGCUGAGGAGCUGCGGGGCCUGCUGGAGCGGGAGAAGGAGGAGCAGAGCCAGCGGGAGAGGGAGCUGGCCCGGCAGCGGUACGACAUCAUGGGGGGAGGCUUGAGGGCGGCAGAAGUGAAGGUGCUGAAGGACCGGCUGGAGAUCGAGAAGCAGGCCUGGGAGGCAAACUACAUGAAGAAGGAGGAAGCCUGGCUGCUCUCCCGGGAGCGGGAGCUGCGGGAGGAGGUGAGGAAGGAGAGAGACAAAGAGAUCGAGUUGGUGAUCCAGCGCCUGGAGGCCGACAUGUCCUCGGCCAAGGAGGAGUGCGAGAGGGCAGCAGAGAACAGGAUUAAGAGGAUCCGAGAUAAAUACGAGGUAGAGCUCCAGGAGCUGGAGAGGUCUGAGCGGAAGCUGCAGGAGCGCUGCAACGAGCUGAAGGGGCGGCUGGCAGAGCUGGAAGGGGAGAGCAUUCGUCUGCAGGGCCUGCUGAAGCACAAGGAGCAGGAGGUGGAGGAGAUCCGGAAGGUGAGGGACCAGCUGGCCCAGGAGCGGAGCAGCCUGGCAGAAGUGAUCCGGCAGGAGUUUGUUGACAGGCUGGUGGGGACAGAGGAGGAAAACAAGCGGCUAAAGGCAGAGAUGGCGGAGAUGAGAGCCCGGCAGCGCCUGGAGCUGGACAGGAUAGUGUGGGAGAAGGACAAAGAGCUGGAGGAGGUUCACAGGAGGGUGAAGACAGCGGUCGUGAAGAAGGAGGAGAGCGUGAGCAGCCUUCGGAAGCAGUACGAA